Messenger RNA from Magallana angulata, 4327 nucleotides. RefSeq names its product 5-phosphohydroxy-L-lysine phospho-lyase-like. The record is from RefSeq and is a predicted model, not a curated record. Gene Ontology annotation, cellular component: mitochondrion. The transcript is spliced from 11 exons. The coding region runs from base 167 to 1627 and encodes 486 amino acids. Lineage: Eukaryota; Metazoa; Mollusca; Bivalvia; Ostreida; Ostreidae. Gene Ontology annotation, molecular function: transaminase activity; pyridoxal phosphate binding.
AACUGGUUCCCAAUGUUUGUAAACUAGUUCCUAUUUGAUCCGGUGUUGAUUUGAGUUGACAGUCACGAAGAUGGCAUCGAUUCCAGACGCUCUAUCUGUGUGAUACUCGGUAAAUGAGAUCAUUCGCUUGAUUUUUUUGAAGACAACUGAUGAUCGAAGACGCAAAAUGCCUGAAAAACCUCUUCCGUUCAAAAAAACCCUGCAGAUGAGAAGGAAUUAUUUAGGGAGAGCCUGUAAGCUACAUUUUGAAGUGUCUCCCCUGAAAAUAGUGAGGGCCUCCAAGCAGUACCUGUAUGAUGACAAUGGGUGUGAGUACCUGGACUGUAUCAGCAAUGUCGCCCACGUCGGACACUGUCACCCCCACGUGGUGCAUGCUGGUCAGGAACAGAUGGGUAAACUGGUGACCAGCGCCGGUUUCCUCGAUGACAAGAUGGUCCAGUACGCCAAGCGCAUUAUCGAGACUCUGCCGGAUCAGCUCUGUGUUUGCUUCUUCGUAAAUUCAGGAUCAGAAGCGAAUGACCUUGCCAUACGACUGGCUAAAUCUUACACAAAGAAUGAAGAUUUCAUUGUCCUUGACCAGGCUUACCAUGGAAACAUAGGAAGCUUGUUAGAACUGAGUCCGUCCAGGUGGAAAAAGAUCGGCAUAACACAGAAGGAAUAUGUCCAUGUGGUGGACUAUCCAGAUCUCUACAGAGGGCGCCACAAAGAUGAUGCCAAUCCCGCUCUAAAGUACGCACAGGAAGUUCAUACAGCCAUUAAAAAGGCCAACGAGAAGGGGCGGAACAUGGCUGGCUUUCUGUGUGAGCCAUUGAUGAGUUUGUGUGGGGUCAUUAAUCCACCCAAGAACUACUUGCGAUUAGUCUACAGUUUUGUUCGGAGCAGUGGAGGAGUGUGUAUAGCUGAUGAAAUCCAGGUUGGGCUAGGACGAUGUGGGGAGUCUUUCUGGGCGUUCCAGAUGCACGAUGUGGUACCUGACAUCAUAACAGUUGGUAAACCUCUAGGAAAUGGCCACCCAAUGGCUCUGGUGGUCACAACAAAAGAAAUAGCGGACAGCAUUGGAGAAUUCAACAGCACAUUUGGUGGGAACCCAGUGGCCUGUGCCAUUGGAAUGGCUGUGUUAGAUGUCAUUCACAACGAAAAACUGAUGUCCAGUGCCCGCAAUGUUGGGAAGUGUUUAAUGGACGGGAUGCGGGCGAUCGCUCCAAAUCACCCAAUGCUGGGGGAUAUCCGCGGGACAGGAAUGGUGAUUGGAAUCGAGAUAGUGACAGACCAGGAGAGCAAAAAGCCAUCCAAAGAGGGUGCCGAGAUACUGGCUUACAAGCUAAAGGAACAGAAAAUAAUCGUUGCCAAUGAUGGUCCCAACAAGAAUGUGAUGAUGAUUCUACCACCCAUGUGUUUCACCUGUGACAACGCCAGGCGGGUGGUUCAGGCAUUCGACCUGGCUCUGGCUGACAUUGAGAAGGGAACCAGCAACAAACCGCUGGACCAGUCAGAGGAUGGCAAAAUGAACAUCCCUCUCAACAUUCUGUCUGGACUGGGCGGGCCUGCGGGAUUAGGGAUCAUGGCCGAGGAGGAGGAGGAUGACGAGCCUGAUGUGAAACGAGCUCGCUAUGACGAGAUGGACUGAUAAAAUGGGCUCGCUAUGACAAGAUGGACUGAUAAAACGAGCUCAUUAUGACGAGAUGGACUGAUAAGCUGUCUCAAAGAUGAGGUGGAAAAAGUUGGAUCUGAGCUUUAAUGAAGUGUAAAAUUUAAGCUCACUUUGUUUUUGUUGUUAUCGUAACAAGGCUUGUCUCAUUCCUUCAGCAAUGAACAUGAAAUACGAAAGUUUACAUCCAUGUUUUACUUUCUAUCAUAAAGAUUCAUCUGUAGAAAACUUGACAAUAUUUUAUUAUCAGGCAGGUUUUUGAUUUGCAUUGCAUUUGGACUUCGCAUAUUAGCAACAAAGCAAUGUGAUGUUUAGAUAUGGCCAGUGGUACAAUUCUUGUUUGCUCAACAGUAAAACCCUUCAUGUGAAAUAAAGUGGUCAUUUAUCAGUGGUAAUACAUGUACAUGUAGUACCUCAACUUUUUCAUGAAUCGCUUUAUACUGAUAUGUAUAUUAUCUCCAGCCAGUGUAGCUGCAGAACAAUGUGAAUUUGUGCAGCAAAUUUUAACUGAAUGUCACAAAUGUACAGGAUGAACAAUUUUCAUGAAGUAAUUAUUACAUGUAUUAGAAUGAAAACACCAUGUCUAUAUUUUUGCAAAUUCUUUAGAAGGAUUAACUUGAUACUGAUAAUCCAUGGUAGUGUUCCUCAAUAAACAUGAUAAACACUCAAGAUUCUUCAGCUUAAUUCACACAUUCCAAAAUAUUAUCAUUGCUUUCCAGGAUAUUUUCAGGGCAAGAAAGUAGAAUAUAAGAAUGGAAUGUGCAUAAAGAUGGCUGUUUGUUAUAUUUGAUGUGUCCUUGUCUUACUAGUGUGUACAUUUUAUAUGCAUGUAUAUUGUUAUGGAUUGAUGCCAAAACUAGUCUUUGUACCUGGUUGUAUUGUCAUUCAUCUUUUUAGUACAGGACUGUGUAAUUAUAAAGCCUUCAUUUAGAAAAUGGCGCAAUAUUCCUCACUGUUUACUAUGAUCGGUGUGUCAGAUAUGCACACCUGUAAGUUAAGAAGUUUCUUUGUAAAAAAAAAAGAAGUGCAUAGUUUUCACCUCUUUAUCCAUUUUUUGGGAAUAUUUCAUGCAAGAAAGAUAAUCGGGUUCAGAGGAUUAGUGCAAUAUCAUUACCGGUAUUCCCCUCCCCCCUUUUGCCAAAGGGUCAUCCACACCUCUAAACUUAUUCUUUUAAUAAUAUGUGACAAUGUGAAAUUUUUUAUGUAAAAUAAAAUUACCCGGUAUCUACAUCCGACUUUUGACCCACAAAUACACCAUGAGUUUCUGUUUACAUGAAAACUUUAAACAAAUUUAUGUUGUUUUCCUAAUUGCAACUUUUUUUUCUGGUCAUUUAAAUUAAUAGACAUGCUAGAAUAUAGUGUAUACAGGUUUUUUUUCGCCCAAUGAUUUUUUGCCCUUCUACACUUGAAAGUGCCUUCGCCCAGUCUUGAAUUCACCCAAAUACUAAUGUUAAAAAAAUAAAAUUUAAGAUAUUGGAAAUUGCCCAGCAGUAAAUUUGCCCACUGAGAAGAGCAAAAGGGGUGAAAAUAAAACGAGGGCUAUUAUUACCCUGCAUGCAUUAAUAUGAUUAGAGAAUACAUCAGUUUGUCCUAGUUUGAGAAAUUUCACUCAAAGAUGUGGAGGACCCUUCAUCUCCUUGUUAUGUAGAUAAUCAGUCUUAGGGCAGCUUGCUGUAUAAUGACGACCAGUUCUUUGUUAAUUUUUUCCUUUAUAUUUAUGAUAUGAUCUGCGUUUUGACUGUUCUGUAUCCUGUGUAAUUAAUUGUUCUCUCAUAAAUAUUGUUUUAAAUUAAUUUUUCAAAACUCUGAAAUGUUUGUAUGAUACAGUAGUUUUGAAUGAAAUAAAAGCUCCAUUGUAGAGCAACAGCUCUCAUGUCGAUAUACAAAGACCUUGGGCUAAUACCGGUAUAUAGGACGAGAUUUUAAAAUGCAGCGUUCUACACUGUAAAACAUGGUUACAGCAAGCAUGUUUAUGACUAAUUCGUGCUUACUUUAAAGUCGGUUUCAUUUUCUGAUCAUUACAUGCAUCUUCAAAAUGUAUUUUAAACUAAUUAAGCAUAAUAAAUUAAAUGUUUACGAAUCAAAUUUGUUUCGAUUAAAAUAUUUUUCUUUGUACAAGGUUGAAAUUCAAAGCCUCAAUCUGGGUUCGGGGUUCUGAUUUGGAUCUGUUGGUUAAUUAUACCAGUAGAGAAAAGGUAUCAUAUGCUGGAUAGAAUGAAAUAACAAAAUAUUUCAGUUUUUACAAUUUGUGUCUUUUUCUUUCAUAUUUGGAGUCGACAUUAAUAUUCAAGAUAUGAAUGAAAGAAAUGGUAACAAACACCAGUACAAUGUAACAGAUAUUGUGAGUUUGUUUUCAUUGUUACUCUGUUUUAUAUCGUGUUUUUAUUCUGUAUCUUAUACAUUGUACUUUGUUUUAAAUCAAUAUGCCAAGAUAAUAUAUUUCAUUGUUAUUUUUAUUGCACAGUUGUGCUCAGUAUAGGUUCAAAUGUAUUAUUAAGUACAAUGUACAAUAAUCAUUACCGUUAAUUUUGAUUAUAAUGCAACUGAUAUUAUCAAAUGUGCCAGAUGGUUGUGAAUUAUAUUUAAUACAUUGGAAGACAUCUUUCAUAAAAUGAAACUAUGUGCAUAAGUAAGCUGUACUGUCUGUUUUAUGUAAUAAAUAAAAAAUCUAUAAGAGCU